GAAAAAAAGGUUGGCAAUUUAUUCGUCAAGUGACUUGACUCAAGUCACAAGUGAUCAAAUCCCAAUCAGUUCCUACCAUUACUUCCAACGGAAAUUAUAAAUUAUGAUAAUCUGGGAUUAGAAAGAAACUGUUUGAUUUUGACUUCUGUUAAAUGUAAUUUUCUUAUAAUGGCCAUGCAAUACAUGCAUUAUGACAGGUUUCGAACUUUCGAUGAUCGGUGGCUUCUGGAUCUGAUCAUCUAAAUGUUUUUUAAUCGCCCGUAAGUAGUAAGUUAUUUAUGAAGCGAAUUGCGAAUUGAAGGAAAUCUGGGAGGUUGCUUACCCGAUAACCAUGGACAGUGCAGAGCCAGGCGGACUGCCUCGUGGAAUGAUUCGCAUAAUGAAACGCGGCGAUACCUUGGAAAGCCAACCCCCAAGAGCUCCCCACCCCAACCCUGAACUCUCCAGCCCGCUGGAACCCGAACCACGCCGUGGCGUUCUGCGGAUCAACACGGCAGAACUGUCCACCACCCCUCGCUAUCCCCGUCCACGCCUGACCGAGCUGAACCCGACCAGUGUCUUUCCGCCUCCCCGUCGCCCCAUGGCCCCCCAACUGGCCAUGCUGCGUUCCCCGCGGACCCCCGCCAUUGUUCCCCGUCCCCUGAAACCCGUUGUCGAUGCGCGUCCGUCCAAAAGCAUCGUCUCCCUGGACGCCAAACCCACCCCGGUCUUCGCCUCCGACUACGCCGCCCAGGAGAUCUUCAAGGCGCUGGAACAGGCCAAACCCGCCAGUAUCCCCAAACCACCCAUUCCCGAUCUGACGGAGGAGGAGAAAAAAGACCCGGCGGCACUGCGCGAGUUUUAUUUAACCCAGUUGCGCAUGAUGGCCAAAGAUUCACAGUUGCUGCGCGAUUUCUCCAUGACCAAGUGCGUCAAACUGAUUGAUUCGUAUUUCUUUUGGUGCCUGAAGAAAGGCGCGGCGCUGGACCAGUUGAUUAGCGCCGUCGAUCCGAAUAAUCGCAGUUUUGGCGUGGUGGGUGUCAUCGGGAUGCAGAACACGGGAAAAUCGUAUAUUUUGUCGCAGUUAAUCGGCCCGGAAAAUUCCAGCAGUCCGGUGUUUGAAUCGCGCGCUCCCGCGCAUGGACCCUGGGGAAAAUUUAAGACGGAAGGCGUCGAUUGUUAUGUGUCACGGGCGCAGCGCACCAUCUUUCUAGAUGUGCAAGCCGUGUAUUCGGCAUCGGUGCUGGAGGAGAUGAUUAUCGGUGAUCGCAAGCCGCCCGCCGUCUCCACGGAACACGUCUUCGUGGAGCACACCGUGGAACUGCAGUCGAUCAUGUUCAGUGCCUUUCUCAUGUCGGCGUGCCAUAAAAUUUUAUUAGUGACCAAAGGCUUUGUGGAUGAACGUCUGUUGCGCUUUCUACGCUUAGCCACGAUUUUAAAACUAGGACCGGUGCACAAGGAUGCCUUGAAUGAAGCGAAUCUGUAUGAUCACUGGCCGGAGCUGAUUUUUGUGGAGAAUAUGUGCAGCGCGCAGGAUCUGUAUUAUGAACGAGUGGCGAUGGCUAAAGGGAAGAUCCGCUCACUGAUGAAAGAUUAUCCGUUGAAGUAUAACGCGAAGGACGAUGUAGAGGGGGAUCCGCUUGCCAAUGUGCAUCUGUUCUGUAUUCCGGAUGCGAAGAGUACGGCGAAUGAUGAGUAUUUGAAGGCGCAGUUUGCGCAUCAGCUGCGGAUGCUGAAGAAGAAAGUGACGGGAUCUCUGCCGGAAGACAGCGUGACUCCCGGUGUGGCCAUGACGGAGAAGGAAUGGUUCCGCUAUGCGCGACGCUGUUGGGCGGCUGUCUGCCGGGCGCCGCUGGUCAACACGGUGGCGAAAGAGCUCAAUGUCAGCAAUUCCGUUUAAUAGUAAUUACGCACAACUGGAUGGUUAAAUUGGUUUUAUUUUUAAUACGUGUUUAGUUACUGUUUUCUGUUUCUGCUUGUCUAAUGCGCUUUCAGCACAGAAUUAAUCUAUGGUUAUUGGCUACAGGUUUUCAGUUUCUUUUAUAACGUCUUGUCUCAUUUUUGCGCGUUAUUGAUAAUAAAACUGGCGAUAUAAAUUUUUAUUAAACGCCGAGAAAGUUGACAGU
This is a messenger RNA of Paramacrobiotus metropolitanus, 2105 nucleotides long. Its product is annotated as nonsense-mediated mRNA decay factor SMG9-like. Gene Ontology annotation, biological process: nuclear-transcribed mRNA catabolic process, nonsense-mediated decay. The transcript has a single exon. Lineage: Eukaryota; Metazoa; Tardigrada; Eutardigrada; Parachela; Macrobiotidae. The record is from RefSeq and is a predicted model, not a curated record. The coding region runs from base 332 to 1879 and encodes 515 amino acids.